Papaver somniferum (opium poppy) is the source of this 798-nucleotide messenger RNA. RefSeq names its product putative methyltransferase NSUN6. The coding region runs from base 1 to 798 and encodes 265 amino acids. Gene Ontology annotation, biological process: RNA methylation. Gene Ontology annotation, molecular function: RNA binding. NCBI's taxonomy places the organism in Eukaryota, Viridiplantae, Streptophyta, Magnoliopsida, Ranunculales, Papaveraceae. The transcript is spliced from 5 exons. The record is from RefSeq and is a predicted model, not a curated record.
AUGAUCCAAUUCGAUAGGCACCCAUCAUCCUAUUCCUGUAUUUGUGUGAAUACUCUGAAGGCAACAAGUGAUACUGUAACAGAAAAGCUAUUGACCAUCCUGCAGGAAACAGGGCACGGUAGUGAUGCUAAUGGUGUUAAAACGCUCAAUGGCGACACUGACAUCACAUCUGAAGUUGAUAUGGGGAAAAAGCAAGGAAGCAUUUCAAGAGAGCCUAAUAAUCUGGUUUCAGGUCAAACCAUGAUGAACUCAAUAUUAGCUGGAGAUGCUCCUAAAUCAAGUUUGCAAAAGUUUCCUAUAAACAAGUGCCAGGUCCCUGGGUUGGACUAUGUUCUACUUGUAAAUGGAUCAGGACCACAUGACAUUCAGUAUAGUUCUGCUCUUAACAAACCUGUGAAAGAGGUAAUUGUGAGCCGGAAAUGUGCUGAGGCAGUUCUCCGUGGCGCUCAGGUAUUUGUUCCGGGUGUAUUGGCUUGCAGUGCUCAUGUGGAGAAAGGGGACACAGUUGCAGUUUCAGUUGCCGUGGAGCAACCCGUUGAUGGUGGAUGGAGUGUGGGUAUAACCCGUGGUAUCACUCUAGAAGGAACACAGACAGAUCCGCAUCAUCUUCAGAGAAGGGGCCUAUAUAUUGGCCAAGGAACGGCAGUGUUGUCAAGAGCUGGGAUUUUCCGUGCUUUACAUGGGGUUGCAGUGGAAAUGACAGACAGAUUUCCACUUUAUGUUUUUUGCUUGAGCCCCUCUUGCUCCGUGCUAUGUAGAAUCACCAUGGAAGAAUGUAAAACUGACAAAAGAUUCUGA